CGUUUAGUUUUGCGUAGUCCGUGCGCGGGCGCCGACGCUCUGCUUUCUCGCAAACGCACCUGCUGUCCUCGUAUUCGCGAUCUAUAUUAUAUAAAUUGUUCAGUCUUAAAAUACAUCACGUAUCACAUAAAAGUGCAUCAUUAAAUAACUACAAAUUCACUUCGAAACAUUCCCAAUUGUGUUCAUUGUUUGUUUAUCAAGUUAAUUAGUGAUAAAUCGAAUUGAGGAACUUUAUGAAACAGAAUUUUUACAUAUAUAUGUUAUCUUGCUUAAGAUAGACAGUCAAAAUUGACCAGUUCAGUGAAGUGUUAAAUUGUACUGUGGGUGAUGUAGUGGACUUUGAGGGCUGGAACUGGAACUGUAGCAAGAUGGAUACGAUGAUAAAUGUUUGGACGAUGGUGGAGCACGUGAGGGUGUCCAGCGGAGCCGCAGAGUUGGCCAUCUUCACAGCUAUACUGUACUGGUUCUUCACUUCCAGUCGCGUCGCCGACAUGCUGGAGGUGGUCGGCGAACGCGUCGGCGGGUGGUGCAGCGGCGGUGGGCGCGACACAAGCAGCUCCUUACGACAGGCGGUGCGCGCGCGCCGCCGACACAACGACGUGUACACGAAAUUGGAUGCUGACGCCGCGGCUAGAACAGCAUCAUUGUACAGAGUCAAAGAAGGCCCCGUGGUGCCAGCUCCGCAACCGGUGUCCCGCCCCCCAGCAGGACUUGCAUGCGCCAGGUGCGCUCCCAUAUCCAGAGACUCAUGGCAAGACCCGAAAUCGACUGAUACAGGGUCAGUGAUCAAUAUACUGAACAUAGGGAAGCAGACAUUCGCCAAUGGCGGCGUGGUAUCUAGGUACCUUUGCGACUUGGCACAAUGUUGCCAUCUAACAUCCUACGACUACAAGGACUUUGUUCCUGAAGUAUUAAAAGAUAAACACUUCCAACAAGCUGUAGAGGAUAGAACCCAAGAGGAAAUUAGGAAGUUGAAUGAAAACAAUCACGUAGGAGGUGGCGAAGGUGACUCAGCAAGCAAGUACCAGGUGGUCAAAAGACGGAUAGAAGCUAAAGCUCUCAAAAUAGUAAACGACAUUAGUUCUGCAAUGUCCAAUGGUGUACUCAAGCUUGUAGCAUGGGUGUGCCACAAAGCGAUCCGUCGCGUGGCCCGCGGCGGAUGUGGUACACGCGCGGCCUGCGUGGAGCGACUGCGUCGCGCGAACGCAGCCGGCUUGCCGCUAGUGUUUGUGCCUUUGCAUCGCUCACAUUUCGACUACAUACUCGUCACCUUCACGCUGUAUCUCACGGGGCUACGGCCACCGCUGGUCGCCGCCGGAAACAAUAUGAGGAUACCGUUCUUUGGAUGGUUCCUGCGAGGAUGCGGCGCGUUCUUUAUCAGACGAAAUACAGAAGGCUCAGACGGCCACAGCGACAGUAUAUACAAAUCAGCUCUUAGGUCAUAUAUAUUGAAUAGUUUAGCUGCAAAUAAUAAUAUGGAAUUCUUCAUUGAAGGCGGUCGAACGAGAACCGGGAAGCCGCAACCGCCCAAAGCGGGCAUCUUAUCUGUGAUCAUGGACGCAUACCUCGACGGAACUAUCGAUGAUGCUCUACUGGUACCAGUUACUCUCAAUUACGACAAACUGGUGGACGGAAACUUCGUGAGAGAACAACUUGGCAUGCCGAAACAAAUGGAGACCUUCUGGUCCGCACUUAGGGGCAUAUGGCGGACGCUGAACACAAAUCACGGCAGUAUCAGGGUUGAUUUCAACCAGCCCAUAUCACUUAAGGAACUCGUGACAUCAUUCCAAAAGUACAACUACCUCAAGUCGCCCAUCGAGCGGCCAUUGACCCCGCCCAACAACAACCUGUCUGUGAAUCUCGACAGGCAAAUUCUAUACAACCACAGUCAUUCUAGUCUAUACGGCGCUGACGUCUCCACUGACCACAAGAUGAUGGUAGAGGCGAUAGGCAGGCAUCUAGUCUACGAUGCGGCGCAAGCGACGGCGCUGAUGUGCACGAAUGUGGUCUCAUAUGUACUACUAACGGAACAGCGUCAUGGCUGUACAUUACAGCAACUACACGCCAGUGUAGCUCGUCGCGCUUCCCGUCUUCGGACCGCCGGCCGAGAUCUGGGCUACACUGCUGAUGGAGCUGCCGCUACGCGACACGCCCUGGAGAUGCUGGGACGGGGCCUGGUGCGGCGUGAAGGUAGCGCGGGAAGCGGUUCGGCGCGGCCUCAGCCCAGCGUGGCAGCUUCACUUGAGCUUGCCUAUUAUGCCAACGCCGUCGUUGCACAUUACGCACCCUCCGCCAUUAUAGCAACGGCAUUAGAGAGUAUACUAAGGCAACCGAAUGCAGACCAGGAGGUUGUAUACCACACAGAACUGAUACAGUCGGCACUCCAGCUGUGCGAAGUUCUCAGCCAGGAGUUCAUACUGUGCCCACCGUGCCACAGGAUAGAGGAGAAAAUGUUGGACGCUAUAGACGCACUGGUUUCGGAUGAAGUAUUACUAACUAUUGAGAGUAACGAAGGAUUAGAAGAACAAAAGUGGUCGCGCCGGUUCGCCAAGCGGCUAGAAGAGGAGGAUGAGGACGGCGAGCGGCCUGAUCCCACGCGGCACAUUAAGUACAGGAUCUCGCAAUCCGCGGACGCACUCGCGGAACGCCGUCGACUACUACUGACGAUCCGUCCCCUCGUAGAAGCUUACUCCGCCAGUUGUCACUGUGUGAUAGCAAGAGUGACCGAAGCUGGUGGCUUCGAUGGCCCCAUGAACGAACUGGUGCAGACUACGCUACAAAACCUCACGGACAGUUUUGCGGACAACAAGAUGAAAUACGGCGAAGCGGUAUCGACAGACGCGAUACGCAACUGCCUACGACUAUUGCGACAGUGGGGAGUGCUAGAAAUGUACUCGGAGGGUCGGCAGCGAAAGCUCCGGCUUUGUUCGCCCUUCGCUGACCGACAAGCCCUCGACAAGGUCUGCUCUACUAUCUACCGGUAUAAUGUGGACACGCCUUUACUAGCCGAUUGAUUUUGUAGAUCAGUUGGCGGGAAGCAUUUUCUUAACUUGCAUUGACGGAAACGCAGGACGUUGACCUCUAUCUAGGACUUCAUCUGUGAUAUUGACAUGUCACCACACGUGUUUACUAGUGCUUUACGGUAUAACGAUGUUGACCAUUCGUGUUCGUUCGUUUUGAAUUGCAAAUUGACUAUUUCUUGACCAGUGAGAUGUGAUUUUGGUGUUAGAUAUAAGAUGUUUUGAGUAGCGGCGCAGGUAUAGAAUUAAAUAAAUACUAGCAAGUAAAAAAAUAGGCACUAUGCGGGCCCAUUUUCCACUAUACGCUUGUUUGAUUAAUCAUCCAAUGCUAUGUUACAAAACAAAUAGAAUAAUAUUAUAUUAUUUAUUUUAUUACGUUUGUCUAACAUGUCCUUAAAUGACUCAUAUUGAUAAAAAUAAUGCUAAAUUUAUUAAACAAAUAGUAACUAAAACAAAUAAAUAAAUUGUCCUGGUGGCGGAAUGGUAUAUUAAGUUUCCAUAUAGAUUGGGUCGUGUACGUAUUUAAAUUCUAUAACUGUGUUACGCGUGGCCGGUUAAGGUAUCCGAUUUUAGGAUAAAACUCCUAUAAAUGGGUGAUAUUUAGACUAAUCUUUCGCCUUUUUCAUUUUGUAUGUUUUCAUUAAAAAUUGACAUAUAGCUGUAGUAUGUACUGAUAAAGUACAAUUGACGUUACAGCGUGGUUUAUAACAACCCCGCUUGACAGUUUUUUUUUUUUUUAGUUUAUAAUUGUGCAUUUUUUAUGCUAUAUUUGUACCGGGUUAUUAAUUUCGUACCAAUUACUGUUUCCAUUGGUUUCUAAUUAUAUAUUUAUAAUAAAAUGGUAUAGCUCUUAAUAUCAUUACCAACAUAUUAGUUCGAUUUUAAAAUAAAAUUACAUGUAAAUAGGUUUACUUGUUAAAAUUCUGUUUAUAUAAAAAAAGUUUACCUUUCAGAAAUAAAAAUAAUAAUUUCGAGA
Galleria mellonella (greater wax moth) is the source of this 3996-nucleotide messenger RNA. RefSeq names its product glycerol-3-phosphate acyltransferase 1, mitochondrial (gene mino). Gene Ontology annotation, cellular component: mitochondrial membrane. The coding region runs from base 369 to 3014 and encodes 881 amino acids. The record is from RefSeq and is a predicted model, not a curated record. NCBI's taxonomy places the organism in Eukaryota, Metazoa, Arthropoda, Insecta, Lepidoptera, Pyralidae. The transcript has 17 exons.